AUGGCUCUCCUCAACGAGGCGUUCGCUGUUGGGGCGCCUCAGCCUGCGCUGCCUGUUGUCAGGCCUGCCUCAAAAGCUGGCCGACCUCCGCAGCCUGUGCCGGAACGAGGCGCACAGCCGGCGUUGGCAGCCGUGGCCACGGUUCUGGCAGCAGGGGCUGCGGUGAAGAGGCGGUCGUCUGAGAGACGAGCUUCAGCUGUGCCAAGACGAGCUCAGGCUGCUACCGGCGUGAAGGCUCCAGCUUCGUCUGUCACGGCGUCUCCUUCCCACGGGCAGCGGCGUGCGCUGGUCGUCGGCGGUGGCGUGGCGGGAUUGGCCACAGCAGGGCAGCUUGCGAAGGAGGGCCUCAAGGUGACGCUCUAUGAGAAAAACAGCCAAGUUGGCGGACGCUGUCAAUCGAUGCAGUCGACGAAGGUGGACGGAUACCGAUGGGACACAGGGCCCUCUCUGAUGCUGCUCCCGAAGAAGUACGAGGACGCCUACAAACGACUGGGCACCGACAUGAAGAAGGAGCUCAACCUCAAACGUGUUGAUCCGCCAUACCGAGUCUCCUUCGGUGACGAGACCUAUGUGGAUGUGGAUUACGACCCCAUGAAGAUGACGGAGCAGAUGGAGAAGUUCGAGCCUGGAUGCACGAGCAACUAUUACCGAUUUCUGUCGGUGGCCCGGCGGAUGCUUGACAUGGGCUUAGAGCGCUUCGUCGACCGUCAGUUCGAAUCCUGGCCUGAGCUGGUGGAUCCCAUUGGCCUGCUGCCGGAGAUGAUCGAGAAAGGCUGGUUCUCCAUCCCAUUGAUCAACAUGCUGUUCUCUGUCGAUGACUUGAUGAAGUCAUGGUUCAAGGACGACCGACUGCGAGCAAUCUUUACAUUCCAGACCCUCUACGGCGUGAAGAACACGCUCGCCUCCCUCGCAGAGGGCCACGGCGUGGAGAUAAAGACGGGUGCAGAGGUAGACGAGGUUCUGGUAGAGGGCGGCAAGGCUGUGGGCAUCCGCCUGAAAAGCGGAGAGGAAGAGAAGGCCGACGUCGUCGUGGUAAAUGCCGACACGCCGUGGGCAUACAAGAACCUGCUUCACAAUGUACAGGCACCUGCGGACCCCCAGGAGCCCAGUGUCGAGGCAACUGCGGCAGACUUGGAUGGACGGGAAUACUCCUGCGGCGUGAUCGCGAUGUUCUGGGCUGUGGAUUGCAAGGUGGACUACCUCCGCCACCAUACCAUUUUCCUGGGAACGCCCGAGAACGAGGAGAAGGCAUGGACGCCGAUCACCAGCCCAGAAUCGAUAGCCGACAAGCCGAACUUCUACGUGCAUUGCCCGACGAGGAGUGUCGCAUUGUGUAAACCUCGAGUAGGAAUUCCCCAUUAUUCUAGACAGGCCGUUUUUUGUUUGCAUUUUCUUUGCUUUUUGGGUAGGAUUCCGUAA
Symbiodinium sp. CCMP2456 is the source of this 1419-nucleotide messenger RNA. The record is from the annotation of a GenBank genome assembly. NCBI's taxonomy places the organism in Eukaryota, Dinophyceae, Suessiales, Symbiodiniaceae.